Messenger RNA from Pyrgilauda ruficollis (rufous-necked snowfinch), 579 nucleotides. Its product is annotated as proline-rich protein PRCC-like. NCBI's taxonomy places the organism in Eukaryota, Metazoa, Chordata, Aves, Passeriformes, Passeridae. Gene Ontology annotation, cellular component: nucleus. The record is from RefSeq and is a predicted model, not a curated record. The transcript has a single exon. The annotation marks the transcript as partial.
GGACGCAGCGAAGGCUCCGGCUUGUCCGCUUUGCUUCCUGAGCCCAAAAACAUGACAGUGAAAGAGACCAAUCGCUUACUCCUGCCCUACUCCUUCUCGAGGAAAGCAGGAGAAAACUCCUCUGACUCCAAGCCUGCCAAGACCCCGAGCUCUUCCUCCAAAUCCAAACCCGUUCCCAAGCCGGCCGUGCCCACAACUCCGUCCCCGUCGGCCAUCAAAGCCGCGGCCAAGAGCGCGGCGCUGCAGGUAACCAAGCAGAUCACCCAGGAGGAGGAGGACAGCGACGAGGAGGUGCAGCCAGAGAACUACUUCUCCUUGUCCGACAGGAGCGAGCCCAGCGCCGUGGGCACCGAGCCCUACCUGUACCCGGGCACGGCGGGGUCGGAGGACCCUCCUCCCGGGACGGAGCCGGAGCCGCAGUUCCAGGACGCGGCCGCUAACGCCCCUCUGGAGUUCAAGACAGGCGUGGGCUCCAGUGGAGUUCAGCACAGCUGGGCACCCAAAGCUGGGGAGGACUACAGCAGCCAGCCCUAUGGGCAGUUCCCCCCCGCCUACGGCGAGCCUGGGGGCUACUACCAG